GGCGUUUUAUUUAGCCAUGUUGGCACAACCGUUUGUUUGUGAGUGGUUGCCCUUAGAAACGCAAAUAAAAACAAUUCAACAAUAAUGUUGAACACGUUCCGGGCGCGGAAUAAUUGCGAACAGGAGGCUAAAUUCGUCCAAGACCGUAUUGUCUCAGUCGAGCGAACAAUCGGUGAAUUAUGCCACGUUUUCGGGCAGUAUUCCCGGAAAGCGGCCCGUCUGAGAGACAAAGGGGACGAAAUUGCCAAAGUCACGCUCGAACACGCUGAAGCGGAACAACUAAACCGAUCUCUAAGCCUAGCUUUGGAGAAUUUUGCCGACUGUAUCUCGCUUUUGAGUUCUUACGGCGACCUCAGAGUCCAGAAUUUGGACAGUAAAGUGAUUAAAGAGUUUGCACGCUAUGAGGACAUUUGUAAACAUGCCAAAGACGAAGUUAAGCAAAUUUACAACGCUAGGGAGAAAGAAAUUGCGAGGAAAAGACAGCUGGAUCGGAUUAAAGAACGCAAUCCGAGGAAUAGGCAACAAAUUAUCCAAGCUGAGACCGAGUUAGUAAAGGCGAGUGCCGAGUUUUCGAAGACUUUGCGUAACUUGGAGGAAAAAAGCACGGAGUUUGAGAGACAAAAACUGCACGAUGUUAAGUCGAUUUUGCUCGACUUUGUUGCGAUAGAAAUGGGGUACCACGCCCGGGCUCUGGAGGUCUUGACCAAUGCCUACAAAGCUGUGAAUUCGAUGGACGAAGAGGCCGACUUACAGGACUUUCAAAAAACUAGUGGAAAGGUGGAGGCGGAGUUUAAAAAGUCGCUGCGGCGCCCGGACAGUUCACGCAACGUGGGUUCGCGCAGUCUUUUUCGCUCUAGCAAUUCGCUGGGUUCCCUCAAGGGUCUUUUUACCCCCAAUAACAAAAAACCAGAGGGGAUUCCCAGAAAAGCGUCCAAAAGUGAGGAAACGCUCGACUCCAUGAAACGGAGCAUUUCCGACACUGAGGACAGCCUCAGCGACAGUGCGAACGUCUCUGAGAAUGUUUCCGACACUGAGGAGCCCUCGUCCCCCAUCAGACCGCGGAAGCCGCGCAAAUGAAACAUUCGCAUGCUUAGUUCUAAUUUAUUAAUAAAACGGUUCAAUGGUACAUUAAUUAAUUUAGGACUUAAACAACUAUCAAUUCA
Molecule: messenger RNA, 1163 nt
Organism: Tribolium castaneum (red flour beetle)
Lineage: Eukaryota; Metazoa; Arthropoda; Insecta; Coleoptera; Tenebrionidae
Gene: Fam92
Product: Fam92
Exons: 5
Coding region: 85-1077 (330 amino acids)
Biological process (GO): cilium assembly
Cellular component (GO): ciliary basal body; ciliary transition zone
Source: RefSeq, a predicted model, not a curated record